Silurus meridionalis is the source of this 1518-nucleotide messenger RNA. It is a transcript of the gene ssu72, whose product is annotated as SSU72 homolog, RNA polymerase II CTD phosphatase. Gene Ontology annotation, cellular component: mRNA cleavage and polyadenylation specificity factor complex; nucleus. NCBI's taxonomy places the organism in Eukaryota, Metazoa, Chordata, Actinopteri, Siluriformes, Siluridae. Gene Ontology annotation, molecular function: RNA polymerase II CTD heptapeptide repeat phosphatase activity. The coding region runs from base 228 to 812 and encodes 194 amino acids. The transcript has 5 exons. The record is from RefSeq and is a predicted model, not a curated record. Gene Ontology annotation, biological process: termination of RNA polymerase II transcription.
GUCCGCCAUUUUGUAGCAGUUUUGCGCUGUAGGAGAGUCGCGUUGUAGUUGUUGUGCUUCAGCGCCGCUGAUUAUCUUCACUCGAAGCCGACACAGUCGCUCUGUUCUCCCGCAGUGGUGGUGGUGUUGUUGUUGGGGGGGUUGUUCGCGCAGGGUAAAGCUGUAGCUCGUUUUGUUUUGUGAAAGUCUGGUUUGCGGAUCAGUAAUAUUUUGAGGAGAAGUACAAUAUGCCAAGCCAUCCGCUUCGCGUAGCGGUGGUGUGCUCGAGUAACCAGAACCGCAGCAUGGAAGCACACAACAUCCUCAGUAAGCGCGGUUUCGAUGUUCGAUCUUUUGGCACCGGAAGCCACGUGAAACUCCCCGGACCUGCUCCAGACAAGCCUAAUGUGUACGACUUCAAAACCACUUACGAACAGAUGUACAGCGAUCUGGUCCGAAAGGACAAGGACCUAUACACACAGAACGGCAUCCUGCACAUGCUGGAGCGAAACAAGCGCAUCAAGACCAGGCCUGAACGCUUCCAGAACUGUAAGGACCAGUUUGAUCUGGUGAUCACCUGUGAGGAGAGGGUGUACGACCAGGUGCUGGAGGACCUAAACUCACGUGAACAGGAGACGUUCCAGCCAGUUCACGUUAUCAACGUGGACAUUCAGGACAACCACGAGGAGGCCACACUCGGCGCGUUUCUUAUCUGCGAGCUGUGUCAGUGUAUUCAGCACACUGAUGAUAUGGAGAAUGAAAUUGAUGAGCUGCUACAGGAGUUUGAGGACAAAAGCAGCCGUCCGUUCCUCCACACAGUCUGCUUCUACUGACAACGUGCACCCCCCCCCCUCCACCCCCAAUCAGCCACCCACCCACCGUUCUAAGGCCCAGCUGGACUGGUCACGCUGACAUCAUCACACUGACAUCAUCACACUGACAUCAUCACACUGACAUCAUCACGCUGACAUCAUUCUGAUCUCAGAGCUGCAGCAUGCACCACCUGUAUUACCACAUCUCUCCCAAUCCACACACACACACACACACACACACACACACACACACACACACACACACACACACACACACACACACACACAAUCACUUUCAUUGAUUUCUGAUAAUAGAGCAUAUGUUCCUAUUUACACACACACACACACACUCUACAGGUAUUCAUUUCUCAUUUUAUUUCUCUGAAUGAUUUUUUUAUGCUGAGUAAUAACUAUAAUAUUCAGGUUGUGUAGUUUGAAGAUGAUCUGCUGUGUGUGUGUGUGUGUGUGUGUGUGAGCAUUGAUGUUUUUACUUGAAUACAGAUGAUGAAGAUGAUGAUGAUGAUGCAGAAAUUGAGUUUCAGAUGUUCUUUCUUUGUGUUUAUAAUAAGUUAAGCGUUAUGGAGAUGCUUCAGGAUGUUAUUGAGUUUCAUUUGUUUUUCUUUUGUGACUGUAAGCCUGUGUGAUUGUGAGUCCAGAGUGCCUGAACAUUUGUGUAAAUAGUAGAGUUCAAAGAAAAACCCUGUAAUAAACCUUCCAGUGAAAUGCA